Messenger RNA from Lolium rigidum, 1577 nucleotides. RefSeq names its product acetyl-CoA acetyltransferase, cytosolic 1-like. The record is from RefSeq and is a predicted model, not a curated record. Gene Ontology annotation, molecular function: acetyl-CoA C-acetyltransferase activity. The transcript has 14 exons. Gene Ontology annotation, biological process: fatty acid beta-oxidation. Bases 95 to 1300 code for a protein of 401 amino acids. Lineage: Eukaryota; Viridiplantae; Streptophyta; Magnoliopsida; Poales; Poaceae.
CCACCGCCCCGACCGACCGAUCUCGGCGCCUCGUGCACUCCGCCGCCGCCGCGCGCCAGAUCCGACCUCAGGUCAGAGUUCAGUUGGAGCUGCGAUGGGUUCAGACAACAUCGGCCCGAGAGAUGUCUGUGUUGUUGGGGUUGCACGCACCCCUAUGGGUGGUUUCCUUGGUGCCCUGUCUUCCCUGCCUGCUACUAAGCUUGGUUCCGUAGCUAUUGAAGCUGCUCUCAAGAGGGCAAAUGUGGAUCCAUCCCUUGUGCAGGAGGUCUUCUUUGGCAAUGUCUUGAGUGCUAACUUGGGGCAGGCUCCUGCGAGACAAGCUGCUCUAGGUGCAGGGAUACCAAACACGGUUGUUUGCAGCACUGUCAACAAAGUCUGCGCAUCUGGCAUGAAAGCAACGAUGUUUGCUGCACAGUCAAUUCAACUGGGCACCAACGAUAUUGUGGUGGCUGGGGGCAUGGAAAGCAUGUCGAAUGCUCCCAAAUACAUUGCUGAGGCUAGAAAAGGUUCUCGUUUCGGACAUGAUAGCCUCAUUGAUGGUAUGCUUAAGGAUGGCCUUUGGGAUGUAUACGGUGAUUAUGCCAUGGGAGUGUGUGCUGAGCUUUGUGCUGACAAUCAUGCUCUGACAAGGGAAGACCAGGAUGCUUUUGCUAUUCAAAGUAAUGAGCGUGGAAUUGCUGCUCGUGACAGUGGCGCCUUUGCAUGGGAGAUUGUUCCGAUUGAAGUUCCUGUUGGCAGAGGGAAACCACCAAUACUUGUUGAGAAAGAUGAGAGCCUUGAUAAGUUUGACCCAGUGAAACUGAGGAAGCUCCGCCCAAGUUUCAAGGAGAAUGCCGGUACUGUUACCGCUGGGAAUGCUUCUAGUAUAAGUGAUGGUGCUGCUGCAUUAGUAUUGGUAAGUGGGCAGAAGGCUCAAGAACUUGGUCUACAAGUCCUUGCAAGGAUCAAAGGAUUUAGUGAUGCGGCUCAAGCUCCUGAGUUAUUUACCACUACCCCGGCGCUUGCCAUACCAAAGGCUCUCGCCCAUGCUGGCUUAGAGUCUUCUUGUGUUGAUUUUUAUGAAAUUAACGAAGCCUUUGCGGCUGUUGCACUUGCAAAUCAAAAGCUUCUUGGGAUUCCUUCAGAAAAGGUUAAUGUACAUGGAGGGGCUGUGUCUUUAGGACACCCUCUUGGAUGCAGUGGUGCUCGCAUUUUGGUCACUCUUCUGGGUGUUCUCAGGGAGAAGGGUGGCAAGAUCGGGGUGGCUGGUGUAUGCAAUGGCGGAGGCGGAGCAUCGGCACUUGUUCUCGAGCUCGCAUAGAAGCCCAUCCAGAUCCUGUAACACCAAUAGUCAUAGUACUUAGAUGCGUUCAUUGAGCUACAAGAUAAAGUUGCAGUGACCCAAUUUCAGGUGCUAAGUUGUCGACAUGUAAAACUGUUUCAUAUCAAAUGCGUUCAUUGAGCUACAAGUUAACAUUGUAGGUUUGAAAUCUUUGGUCCAGUUAUCCAGGACGACCCUGUACUAAGCUUAUUCUAUUUUCUUGGUAGCUGUGGAUGUUACAACUUCAAUAAUUUUUGCAAUAAAGCAUGUUUUUUUC